GCCGCCCCCACCGGGACCGGUGCUCGGCGAGGAGAGUCCCCGGAGCCCGGGGGGGAGCCCCGGGAACCCCGGGCUGAGCCCCCCCCCCCAACACCGCAGGAGCCGGACUUUUGGUUGUGGGGUGACGCCACCCACCUGGGACCCCCCUUGUCCCCCCGCUGGGACCCCCCCGUCCCCCUAUUUUUUGGGGUCACCAUGCAGGAGAACUACGAGAACGUGAUUUCCUUGGCGGAGGAAAUCGCCAUCAGUUGGCCGCGCAUCACCGCCUUCGCCGAGUCCCACCGCAGGCGGGGGCUCGUGUCGGGCGUGGAGGCGGAGGGGGAACAAGGUCAACCAGAGCCCACCCAGAUCCAACCCUCGGCGGGGGCCGGCUCCAGCGAUGGGGGGGUGAACACCGAUUUACGCCGCCAGUUGGGCCUGAUCCUGCAAACGGCCGGCAGGAGCCAGGUGGAGAAGAUGCUGCGGGAGCUGGUGCGGGAGCAGGGGCAGGGGGGGAAGCGCCGAAACCGCAAGAAAACACCCAAAGAUGGAGGUGCCGGCACCGGGAGUGGGACCGAGGAGGAUUCGGCACCGCGGGACGGCGAGGAGGCGGCGCUGGAGGAUGUCGAGCAGUGCCAAAGUGGGGGGCAAGCAGGCGACCCCCCCGCCGGCGGUAAAGGGAACGGGGGCAAGAAGGGCGGCACGGCGGCGCCGGCGUCCCGGGGCGGAUGCGCCGAAUGCGGGAUGAGGAACCGGUCGCAGAGCCUGGCAAAGCCGCGGCGGUGCUCCGAGUGCGGGCGGCGGUGCCGGCAGUCGGCCCGGCAGCCGGAACGCGGCGGGGAGAAGCCGCACCGCUGCGGCGACUGCGGCAAAGGCUUCAGCCGAGGGUCCAACCUGGCCCAGCAUCGGCGCAUCCACACCGGGGAGCGGCCUCACCGGUGCGGCGAUUGCGGCAAAGGCUUCAUCCAACGCUCCGACCUGGAGCGGCACCGGCGGGUUCACACCGGCGAGCGGCCGUACCCUUGCGGCGACUGCGGCAAACGCUUCAGCGUCAGCUCCCACCUCGACCGGCACCGCCGCACCCACGCCGGGGGACCCGGCCCACCCGCCCAACCCCGCGCCCGUCCCCGACCGCCACCGCCGGAGGGCUCGCCGGCUCCUCACCGCUGCCCCGAAUGCGGGAAGAGCUUCGCCCAACGCUCCGCUUUGGCCAAGCACCGCAAGACCCACAGCGGCGAGCGGCCUCACCGCUGCGGCGAUUGCGGCAAGAGCUUCAGCCGGGGCUCCAACCUCACCCAGCACCGGCGCAUCCACACCGGCGAACGGCCCUUUGCUUGCGGCGAUUGCGGCAAAGGUUUCAUCCAACGCUCCGACCUGGAACGCCACCAACGGGUGCACACCGGCGAGCGGCCGUACACGUGUGCCGAGUGCGGGAAAAGCUUCAGCGUCAGCUCCCACCUCGACCGGCACCAGAAGAUCCACGCGGCCGAACGGGCAUCCUACCGUUGCCCCGAACACCUAGCCGGCUUCUUGGCCGCUCACCGUCACGGUCGCCUCUUCCAGUGCGCCCAGUGCGGGCGAUGUUUCAGCCAAGGCGCCGCGUUGCUCAAGCAUCAGCGUGCCCACGGUGCCGGAGGGACGGUGGGGCAGCCCCCCAAGUGCCCGGAUUGCGGCAAGAACCGGGGCAACGCGGUGGGGUUACGUCCCCGCGCUCAACAGUGUCUGGAUUGCGGGAGGGAAUCGGACACCGGCGACGGUGAAACGGCACCGCCGGUACCGCCGGAGAAACCCUAUAAGUGUGGGGAGUGCGGGAAGGGGUUCGGGCAACGGUCGGCGCUGGUUAAACACCGGCGCAUCCACACCGGCGAGAAGCCCUACGCCUGCGGGGACUGCGGGAAGGGUUUCAUCCAGAAGUCGGACCUGACCAUCCACCGCCGGAUGCACACCGGGGAGAAACCGUACCGCUGCGGCGAGUGCGGGAAAUGCUUCAGCGUCUCCUCCAACCUCAUCACCCACCAGCGCACCCACCUCGGCGAGAAGCCCUACCAGUGCCCCGAGUGCGGCAAGAGCUUCAUCCAACGCUCCGAGCUCACCAUCCACCAGCGCGUCCACACCGGCGAGAAGCCCUACAAGUGCCCCGAGUGCGGCAAGUGCUUCAGCCGGAGCUCCCACCUCAACCGCCACCAACGCACCCACGCCGGGGACAAGCCCAAAGCCGCCGCCGCCGCCGCCGCCGCCAACCCCUCCGGCGCCUUCUCCGGCGCCGCCUUCUCCCCGCCGUUGGGCGGUUCGGCGGCGCCCGUCCCCUCGCUGCCCUCCUUCCCCGCCUCUCCCUCGCCCCUGCCCAUCCCUCCCCUCUCCAGCCCCACCCUGGACCUGCCGUGGGCCCUCUCCUUCCCCGCCCGGGCCUUCCCCCACCCGUCCUUCCCCUCGGCCCCCGCCUCGGGGGCCCAGACCUCCUCCCUCAUCAACUGAGCGGUGCCCGGCCCCCGCCGCGGCUCCGGCCUCCUCCCCACCUCCCCAGCCGCUCGCCCGACACCCACCCGGGGGUUGGCCUCCGAGCCCCCUCGUUGGGGGGCGU
Molecule: messenger RNA, 2560 nt
Organism: Tyto alba (common barn owl)
Lineage: Eukaryota; Metazoa; Chordata; Aves; Strigiformes; Tytonidae
Product: zinc finger protein 2 homolog
Exons: 5
Coding region: 196-2454 (752 amino acids)
Biological process (GO): regulation of transcription by RNA polymerase II
Molecular function (GO): DNA-binding transcription factor activity; RNA polymerase II cis-regulatory region sequence-specific DNA binding
Source: RefSeq, a predicted model, not a curated record